This is a messenger RNA of Orbicella faveolata, 3056 nucleotides long. Its product is annotated as sodium/potassium-transporting ATPase subunit beta-1-like. Lineage: Eukaryota; Metazoa; Cnidaria; Anthozoa; Scleractinia; Merulinidae. Gene Ontology annotation, biological process: potassium ion import across plasma membrane; intracellular potassium ion homeostasis; intracellular sodium ion homeostasis. The record is from RefSeq and is a predicted model, not a curated record. Gene Ontology annotation, molecular function: ATPase activator activity. Gene Ontology annotation, cellular component: sodium:potassium-exchanging ATPase complex.
GUGCUCCUUGCCGGUGUUUCGCGUGGUGAGGCUUGCAAGAUGGCGUACGCUAAACAAGGCCAAGAAGGAAAGACAAGACUUGAACGUUUUCAGGAUACCGCCCGAGAUUUUGGGCACUUCAUUUACAACAAAGAUGGUGAAAACGGGGAAGUGCAAGUUAUGGGUAGAAAUGGCAAGAGCUGGGCGAAGAUCCUGGUUUUCUUCUUCAUCUUCUAUGGUUGUUUGGCGGCGUUUUUCGCCUCUAUGCUGACUAUAUUCAUGACCACGGUACCAGCUCGAGAAGAAGGCCCGAAGAUGACAAGAUAUUUAGCGGGAAAGCCAGGCCUCAUUGCCCUUCCAGCGGAAAUAGUCACAGAUGCAAAAGUUAGUGACAUUGUCAGUUCAAUCAACAACUUUUUGAAACCUUAUAAAAAAGCUGCAGAAAAUCAGGAUGACAAGUACCAGAACUGUACUGAGGACGAGCGUGUAAAGGGUUCCAAGCCUUGUAUCAUGGACCUGACUGCACUUGGUGAAUGCUAUGACAAUAGCUCGGACUUUCAAUAUGGUUAUGAUGAAGGAAAGCCGUGCAUCUUUAUGAAGCUGAACAGGGUAUACAACUGGGCCCCAGAACCUAAUGAUGGCAAAGAUUAUGUAGAACUCUCCUGCAAAUUUGAAGAGGGCAGCAGUGAUGCGCUAUCAAUUCUGCCAACAGACAAGCCCGGCUUUCCCGUAAAUUUCUACCCAUUUUUUUCGGAAGAAGCUUGGCUUGGACCAAUUGCUGCCAUCAAGGUCAACACCACAUCUCCAGUCGUAGUUCUCUGUGAGGCCUUGGCCAAGAAUAUAGAGCUGUCAGAGACAUACCGUCUUAAUCGAGGUGCAACUGGAAGAGCAAGGAUUGAAAUUAAGCAGUAAAGAAACUUCGAAUUGUGAAAUGCAGAAACUGAUUGCCUUAACUUUGUGCUUAUUUAGUGAUCCUAUUUUCUUUGGUUUGUUUCACUUUUCUUUUUUAACUCUGCUUUAUCCAUAUCUCAUGUAUCAUCAUCUCCAUAUGAGAUGAUGGACGAACACAUUUUUUUUUCUGCUUACUUUGUGUAAGGUUUGGUCAUAUUUUUAAAGAAAACUUCUGGUAAGAUUUGUUAAUUAGGGCUGAUUUAAAGGAGUCUAUGUUUCAAAGGUUUCUCGAUUUUGAAGGCCAUCUUUUAGUAGUCUUUGAUUGGUUUCUGUGGAUCACAUUUGAACAGUUAACUGCACUGUCAAUUAGAUAUCAAUAAGUAGUGAUUUCACUAGUUGUGUGAAGUAUUUUCAAAAGUGAGUAUUAUUGUUUCUAAGAAAGGAAUUUGUUGAUUUUUCUGCAGUAUAAGUAAGUCAUCUGUUAGGUUCCUUUGUGGCUCCUGUUUGCAUUAUUUAAUCACCUCAUGAUAUUUGUUUUUAAAAUGCCUUGAGUUCGCAGUGGGAUAAUCUGAAAGUGUCUGUGAUUUUGAGAGUGGCAGGACGGUAGCUGUCAUUUCCUUGGUGUCAGUAAAUGAGUUGCUUCAGCUUGGUUUUGCCUUUGUUGAGGUUGCUCGUGUUUAAGGCCAACCAUUGUAACAGCUUCUGGUUUUGUUUUUUUUAAAUUAGAUAAAAAAAUUUUCAACAAUAAUAAAUUUGUCAAGGUUUUUUUUAGACUUGAUGUAAACAUUAUUCAUGCACUCAUGACUUAACAAUUUAUGGGAGUGUCUUUCUUCAAUAAUAGGUAAUUAAAAGAAGCUCUCAUUGUUUUAUCAACACUGAAUGAAGUCAGAGAGCAAUUUGUAACUUUUCUCUUCAGUAAGGUAGUCGUGUGGUGUGUUAUGGACAUGAGCUCUCAGUAGGCCUUCAGUAGGAUCUGCUCUGACACAUGGCUACCAAUUGAAUCAUAGAGAGAUGUUUCCAAAAAAAUUGGGUGUCAGCACAAAUACACACACACACACUGCCAUCAAGCAAAAUGAGCUGUCUUAAUUUUUGAAUCUGUAGUGCUGGAGAGUUCAGUUUUUGUCACCAUUAUUGUGGUAACAUUUAUUUCUUGGUAGUUGUUAUGUAACAAGAUCCUGUAAAGGAUCUUGAUUGUCUUGAAACAUUUAGAGCUUAUUAGUAUUAGAUUGCAUAGCUAUUUUCCAAGGUCCUUUGCUGAACAUGAUACACUGUCUGUUUGGAUUACUAAAGAAUCUUGGAGUUUCCUUUUUAGUGGACGCAACCGUCCAAAAUAACUAUGGCAUAAGUAAUCAAGCACAUUUUAUAAUCAUUGAUUAGUCUGUAUUGAUGUUACAUAAUUGUUAUAAACUCUCCGCCUGCGGUAGUGUUGAAGGUUGAUUUUAUACAUUGCUUCUGCUGAACAUAGCUAUUAAGUAUUGGGAGUAUUGCCAACCAGUUUCAUCUGUUUAAUCCUUUAAGCAGUGAAUUUCACUUGGCCUCCAUGUGAAUUUAGGAUAAUUUGGCUUUUAGUAAAUCUCUCAUAUAUCAGGCAUUUUGUUAUCCUUUUCUGUCUACUUCCAUUAAUUUUGUCAAAACAGCCUAUAAAUAGGUGGUUGCUGCUAAGGACAAAACAUUGUUGCACAUAAUAUCUGGGACAGGUCUGCAAUAUAUCAAAUCAAUUUGUUAAUAAGGCACGUGCUGAAUAGUUUAAAUAGUAGUCAAGGAGACAAAUUACUCAGUAGUGUUGAUUAUGGCUUGCACAGACUUACAUUCUUGGUGGCCAGCACUAAAUUGGAUACUCUGUAGGUAUGUGUAGUUAACAUGCUUUUUUUCAUCUUUUGAUGUUUGCCAAAACUUAACAUAAAGUGUAGCUGUUCAUUGUUACUAUUCCAUAAACUUCUUAACCACAGAAUAACAUUUUUUUUGCCAACACCCUAAAACUGAAACACUUCUGAUAUGUAAAGUUGUCGUUGCUCACCUAUGAGUAUCCAAUUUAGGCAUUACUAAUCUUGGCUCCUUUGACAGGUCUUGUGCCAUGGUCAUUUUAUUGGUGUAUAAUUUUCUGCAAUGUAAUUCUCUGUGAUGUUUUCAUUAUGGCCUUGAUGGCUUGUUGUGAAGGGUUUUAUUAAAGCUGUUUUAAACUUACA